AUGUCAUCGUUUGAGGGAAUCCUACACCGCUACACUGCACGGAACGUAGCCUUCGAAUUCGCGCCCACCGGUCGCAAGAAAGUACUAGUGAUGAUCGGCGGUAUGACGGACGGGCUGCUCACCGUACCGUACGCAACAGAACUGGCCCACACACUGGAGCCACACGGCUACUCAGUGGUCAAUGUCCAACUGACCAGCAGCUUCCUGGGCUUCGGGACGGCGUCCUUGGACAAGGACGUCGAGGAACUCAAGUCGCUGGUGGACUUCCUGAAGGGCGCGCAGGGCGGGCGCAGAGAAACAGUCGUCCUGAUGGGCCACUCCACCGGGUCUCAGGACGUGAUGCACUACCUUCUCCGCCACGGCAACUCCGUGGCCGCGGGAAUCAUCCAGGGCUCCUGCUCGGACAGGGAGUCGUUCGACCAGACUAUUGACCAGGCUUUUGACCCGCAGUUGCUGGCCACGCUCACCGCGCGCGCGCGGGAGCUAGUCGACGCCGGCCACCAGAACGACCUCCUAUCCUCCGAGUACUCCGCCUAUCUCUUCGAUACACCCGUUACCGCCUACCGCUGGUGCUCACUGAUGGAGGCAGGCGGGGACGACGACUACUUCUCCAGCGACCUUCCCGCAGAGGCCCUAGCCGCUAGUUUCGGUCGUCUCAAGACGCCCCUUCUUGUGGCCUACUCCGAAAACGACCAAUACGUGCCGCCAUGGGUCGACAAGCACGCGCUUCUUGCUCGCUGGCGCGCAGCAACCCUUCCUGCGGUGUGGUCUGAAUACUCCGGACUCGUCAAGGGCGCUACGCAUGCAGUCCCUGAGCCUGCAGCUCAGCGCCGUCUUUUCGAGAUGCUCGUACCGUUUCUCACAGACUUCCCGCGCGCCGAUUGUUAG
This is a messenger RNA of Saccharomyces eubayanus, 888 nucleotides long. RefSeq lists its product as uncharacterized. The transcript has a single exon. NCBI's taxonomy places the organism in Eukaryota, Fungi, Ascomycota, Saccharomycetes, Saccharomycetales, Saccharomycetaceae. The record is from RefSeq and is a predicted model, not a curated record. Bases 1 to 888 code for a protein of 295 amino acids.